This is a messenger RNA of Centropristis striata (black sea bass), 3295 nucleotides long. RefSeq names its product leptin receptor overlapping transcript like 1 (gene leprotl1). Lineage: Eukaryota; Metazoa; Chordata; Actinopteri; Perciformes; Serranidae. Bases 65 to 460 code for a protein of 131 amino acids. Gene Ontology annotation, cellular component: endosome. The record is from RefSeq and is a predicted model, not a curated record. The transcript is spliced from 4 exons. Gene Ontology annotation, biological process: negative regulation of growth hormone receptor signaling pathway; late endosome to vacuole transport via multivesicular body sorting pathway.
GCCGAGGAGGGGGCACUGUUGUCAUCCGUCAGACGGCUGUGUGUCGAGCUUUUGUCCAGGAGAAAUGGCUGGGAUUAAAGCUCUCAUCAGCCUGUCCUUUGGAGGGGCCAUUGGCCUCAUGUUCCUCAUGCUAGGAUGUGCCCUCCCUGUGUACGACAAAUACUGGCCUUUGUUCCUCCUCUUCUUUUACAUCCUCUCCCCCAUCCCUUACUGCAUCUCUCGGAGGGUGGUCGACGACACAGACUCGGCCAGUAACGCCUGCAAAGAGCUGGCCAUCUUCCUCACGACGGGCAUCGUCAUCUCAGCCUUCGGCCUGCCCAUCGUCUUCGCAAGAGCUGAAGUAAUUGCCUGGGGGGCGUGUGCGCUCGUGCUAACGGGUAACGUAGUCAUCUUCGGAACCAUCCUGGGCUUCUUCAUGGUCUUUGGAUCCAACGACGACUUUAGUUGGCAGCAGUGGUAAAACAGCAGAGGGAGGGGGACCUUAGUCUGAACUGUUUUUAUUAGCGUUACAAUUAUUAUUAUGGUAUUACUGUUUGGUUCUUGUUGUUGUUAUUUAUAUGAUGACCGCCCAUCCAUAGACUCACACCAAACCAGUGCAAUACUUUCUUUAUUCUUAUGUUUUUUUUUUUUUGUUUUUUUUUACCGCCUGCAUCAUAUUGAACUGACACCACAAGUGGGAUGGAAAAAUGCUGACUUUCAGUUGGAUUUUUACUCAUUUUUAGUUCUCCUCUUUUGACUUCUGUGUUUUUGAAUUUUUCUCCAUUUGUGUGUUUCAUUUUGAGCCUCAUAAGCUGAUGAACGCGGGUGAACAACUGCUGGUUUUAUCUGUGAAAAAACAUGUUUAAAAAAAGUAUCCAAGCGAAUGUCGAGUAAAGACCUAAUCUGACCAAAAAGGACAGGGUCACACCUGCCUGGGCUCCUUUCUCAAUUUAGUAGAAGCGUUUCUGCUUUCUGUACACUUCUGUGCAUUUCCAGAAAUAUGCUGAGUUGAGCGGAAAACUGAUAAAAAAUCUGCACAAAUCAAGCUCAGAUUUCACCAAUUACGAUGAGGAACAGCUCUAUUUCCAUUUGGCAUGAUCAUUAUUAGAUUGAAACUGUGUAAAUUUUUUCUCAAAGUAAAAAAAGGGGGAAAUUCAGCUGAUGGCAAGCAGAUUUUCAAUAAGCUUUCUGCUGAAGUAAUGUUACAAUUGCUAAGCUGUGAAAGUCUGGAAGGUCAGGUUGUUUUUUUGUGAAAGAACUGGGCUGUUACUGCCACUAACUCUUCAUCUUUCAAACCCUGUUAUGUGAGUAAAUGUAAGUUGUCUUCCCAGCAGUAUGUAUCUGUGUGGGACUAUAAGUAUGUUUCUUUAAUGUCUGCAAUCCAUAAACCUCAUAUUUUAUCACACAAAAUGAGGAGACGGUGUUCAGGGGCAGCAGAGCGUAGAUUUUCUGUCUGAUCUUAGACGAGAGGAUUCAUUCAAACACCCUCACCGUUGCUGCAGAGAUCAAAUUAUACCGACCUGGUGAUUUCCCAGGUUCCCAGCUGGAUGCAGGCUGCUUAUUCACCAUGUUAUUUUUGCAUAUGAUAGCUGUUACCUCACUCCGUAUAUUGGGUAAGCGUCGCCGUGUCAGGUCAAAGAAAGCAUGAAAAGCCUUUUAGUAGCCGCCAGCUAGCAUAGGAUUAGCCCGAGGACAGCAGCCUUGUUGGAAACUGAGCCAAGCUAAGAACCGGGCGACUUAUAACCGAGGCCUGGUCAGUCACUAACAGCCCUUAAGCUUUUCAAUGUGACUCCUUCAAAGUAAAAGAACCGUGUUGUAUUUCUCUCUCUAGAAGCACAUUAGGUCCAGAUUUGGCGCACACGCCGAAACAUUUCCUCACACCAGCAUUUUCACGAUAAAAACACAGUUAUGUUUUACGAUCUUUCUUUUUGAAGUGUUUCUACGCUCUCCGGUCUGUGUGAAGGAAAUUUGUACAUUGGGUUGUGUAAUCUGUCAGCAGCUUACAGCCUGCAGUCAGUCAGGUGCAGCUCUCUCGUUUGCUGUUUAACUGCAUUAGUGGUAGCUAAACAAGGAAUUUAGCAUCUGCUGCCUCGUUGAAGCACUGCUGUGUUGACACAUUUCCUUUAGAUAGUCAUUCUUUUGGGGGGCUUUGUCUUGAAGAUGUGUUCUCUGGAAGAAGAGGAAAAAAACAUUUUAAAUAAGGACUAAUGUUGACGUACUAUAAUUCGUUUAAAUUUUGUCCCAAUAUUUUGUAAUUUUUCUUAAUUAGGAGCUGUACUUUACCGUGGGUUUCUAUACAUAGCAGAUUUCCAAUAAUACUAUCAGAGAAGCUUGUGAGUACAUAAAAGCCACAUUACUUGUCCCACAGUAUAACUUUCACUUUCAGAAUGUCAUGUUAACCACACAUACAGUUAAUAAAACACAUUAAAGGGGAUGUCCUGGGGAAAUUGGCUUUUCUUUUAAGAGUAAAAUGAGAUCAUUAAGAUCAAGCUACUCGAAGCACAGACAUGAGAUUAUCUGCCUUCUCAUCUAAAAUCACAUUAGAGCUAAAAUUUACAAAGAAAGUAAAAACAAAAAGUAAAACUCCACACUGUUUCCUACGUAAACUAAAAACACUAUGAGAAGAGAAAUGUAUUGGAAAUCAGCUAAGAGAACCCACAGCUAAAGCUGCUUACUGACACCUGGGAUUUAGUACUUAAAAAUUGGCCUCGACCCUUCACAUACAGCUGUAAUAUGUAUUUUUUUUUUUAACUUUCUUGUCUGUUACGUGACUCUUCCAGAGAUCACAAUAACCUCAGUGAAGGCACUGAUUGUAUUAAAAGCACCAUAAUGAUGGCAGCUUUUUAGUUCCAGGUGAAAAUGUAUUGAGUUAAGUUACUGACUAUUGAAAACUACUGACGUGAUUUGUGCAUAUUGUUAUGUAACACCACUUUGAAUCUAAAUGAACUACUCUGAACAGUAGAUUUACUCUCUGGUUGGACAAGCAGGGUAACUCCACGAACGUCUGUACGACACUAUGAAUUUUAAGCUCAAUUUGUGAAAAAGUUCUCUGACUCUCCGUUUUGUAGUCUGAUGUUAAAACUCCCCAAUUUGACAGAAUCUGGUGUGUAGCGGUGGGAUGGGUUUCCUUGUGUUUCCUGUUUUAAGAGAAAUGUUACACUUUGUUUCUCACAGAUUUUGGGAGGAUGUUGUAUUUAUUUAUUUUAUCGGAUGCUUCGUGUCAAUGUCCAGCCAUUUUCUGUCUACAACUUGUUCUGUUAAAGAGGCAGAAGUCAGCAUGGUGGUUUUCUUUUUUUUAAUAAACGCCAUUUUUGAA